Molecule: messenger RNA, 25544 nt
Organism: Xyrichtys novacula (pearly razorfish)
Lineage: Eukaryota; Metazoa; Chordata; Actinopteri; Labriformes; Labridae
Source: the annotation of a GenBank genome assembly
AGGUUGUUGGGCUGGAGAAUUCGCGACGAUGGCGACGACGACUCGGUGCUGGAGAGGGACGCAGUGAAGCUGGCUUCGGCUCUGAUAUGACUCAUUCUUAUCUGGUCGAGGUUUGUUUGCUGCUCAAUAACUGCACGGGCUUCGGAUGAAUCUUUGGCUCCUAACUUCUCCUCACUCCGUGUGCUGGUGAGUGCGCCGGUCGCGGUCGUUCAUUUGUGUGUGUUUUGACAGAGGCCUCCUCUCUGGGUUCCGCCCUCCAUCUCACAACAACAAAAACAGUUGCAUAGCCGCGCUAGCUUAACAAGCUAAUGUCAGCUAGUCAGCUUACUGCCUCGUCUGUGUGUCACGGCUACUAACGGCAAACUCUUAAGUACUUCGAGAUUACUACGGUGCAAAAAUGCUCUCCAGUCGACGCAAAGAUCCGCUCUUUUCGGUCUUAAUAUGCACUCUGAGUUAGCCGAGCGUUAGCGUGCUAGCAAUACUUUGGGGACGUGUUAUCUUGAUUAACUGUAGACGUUAGCUCUCAUGCUACUGAGGAUCUGGCACAAUCUGGACCUACACGACAAGAAUGCACAUCUAUAUUAACUACUAUUGUUAACUAGCUGGUGUUAAUUGAUAUUUGGAGUUGGUAGAUAUCUCCCGUUUAGACCUAAUGUUAGUAACAGUCUGCUUAAAGGUGUCUCCAUCAGUUAUGUCGCAGAGGACUUCGCCUUUUGCCAAUCUUUAAGUUUCAUUAUAACUUAUUUCAGGAAUGAUUAACUUGAUUUCUUUCGGUUUGACUGUGAAAUCUUGAGGUUACUUUGGUGUCUUUGGUAAUGGUGUAAAUACUUUGCUAGUUCACAUCAACAUAAAGUUUAUUAGUAUAAAAAAGUUAUUCAUUUACUUCAACUUUUAAUGAGUAGCUUGUUGUUUAUUUGUACUUUUUGAUUAGUUUUGAAAUUAACACUUUCAUUUAAUUAUUUUCUGGACAAAAUAUUGCCCUUCACUACAUUAAAAAGCAUCAAUUACUGUAUAAAAAUUACAAAUCAAUAUAAAAACUUUACAUUAAAAGCAUGGUAAGCAGCUGAGCAGAUGUCUUAAAUUGUGUAAAACCCUCCUACAAGGUCAUUUCAUCUCAUAUUUAGUCAAAAAUCUAAUUUAACUUAUUGUAAACUUUCGCAAACUUAAGUCCUGUAUUUAAAAGAUUUUGUACUUGCUGCAUUUGCUGCCACUUUCAUCAUUUCAAUUAAUAAGUCUUUAUUCUUGACUCUUAAUCACAUGCCUCUCUACACAGGAGGAGGCCAUGACUUUCAGUGCAGAGGUCUUUUAGAAAGUGUUGAAAGUGUCGUGCAGAGUACUGUUUGUUAUAUUGCAUAAAAUAGUUUCAGAAAUUAUGUUUUUGCGUUAUUGGGGGUACGGCUUAUUCCCCUACAUCCAACCCCAGUGUUAAAAAGUACUACUAAGUACUUGAAUAACAUAUCAAAUGAAGUAUUUUUUACUUUAAUGGGGUAGAAUUACAAACCAGCAGUUUUAUUCUGCUUCAGUAAGAUGUACUUUUAAUUUAGCAGAAUUAGUUAUCUUUACUGUUGUGAAACUUUUGCUUUCACUUUCAGGCGCCUUAUAUGCUCUUAUGUUACUUCACCCUUUUCAUGGCCACAGUUCAAUAUUGCUAUCCAAAUGUCAACUUGCGUAAUCUUAGUGUUGUCAGUGCAUCGUCAUGAUCUCUGCACAUAUUUGAGUCUGAGGGUGGACUCUCUGCUUGAAAAUGUUGCAGCCUGUGAUGCACGGUGGCUAGUCACGGGACAGGAGUAACGUUAAGGCUCUAAGGGGCUUAGCCGUCCCUGUGUAACUCUGAACUCAGAUCCAGACUGAGCCGUAGCCACAGGUCAUAAGCCCGCUGCAGUAAAUAGAGCCCUGUGUGUUUGGCUGAUAUGCUUUAUCUGGUAGCACCAGCAGUAAAAACAGGGCUCCCCAGUGAGUGAUGUAAUGACCUCCGCCGGCUGCUUUACAUCACUUGACCAUCAGAUGGGACUGAGGGCCGUGUCAAAUGCUGAUGUAACAGUUUUUAUAGUUUUGCUCUUCUGCGUCUCUAAUGUUACAGAAAAGGUGUGUCAAGUUCUGCUCACUCACUGACCUUCUUAGCUCAGGUUUCAGUCUCUGUAAGAGUAGCUGACCUAGACAACCACUUUUAGGCCUGAAUACCAAGUUUUGUAACAGGCGCUCUGUUUUAAAUCAGAAAGAUUGAACAGAAAUGGUCAUUUCUUCCUGUUCUAAUGAAAAAUAUUUUUGCAGAUAUUUGAUCAUAAAUGAUAUAUAAUACCAGCAUCUAGCCCCACACUUCAGCUAUGACUGUGGCGCUUCUGAAUAAGUUAAAUAGACACAUGCUUGUGAUGUUAAACCCUUUUUCUCCUAAUCCAGAUGAGUAUUUAUCUCCAUCUCCACAGAUUUAUACAUCUUACUUGUGAGAGCUUACAGACAGAAUCAUCAGGACAUCUCAUCGAUACUGAUUGUCAGCGGUAAGUGUGAAAUAUAUUGAACUUUUUGGCCAUGACAGUUUUAGUUUUGCAUCAGCAAACCCCAUACCCAGUCAUUUAGAAAGUACUUCCACAUCCUGAUGAUUGCAUCACAUUGACAGAAUGUAAGCAAUUUUUGCAGGACUUCAAAUCGAAUCCCUGCAUCUAGUCUUAUACAAGAUCCUUGAAAAUCUAUCCGAAUGCAGUCCAAACAAAGCCAAAAGAAGCACUAAAACUAUUUUGGCAAAAUGUGGAAGUGUGGCGGAGAGAGAGAUCGGACAGGAGAUGUCUCAGUGAUCUCUGGCAGGUUUCAAAUCGGGGAAAUUCAGUUAUUUGGACUGUAUCUUCAACCUUGAGCCAACGGAACCUCAACAAAGGUGAAUCUGUAUUUUAGUUAACAAACCAUCUCAGAGAAAUUUAAAGCUUUACAGUCAGAUUUAAAGCCACAUAAAAAUUGUGUUGGAUACUUUAAAUAAGCAGUUGUUUUUAUCAGGUUCAGAAGUACUUUUGAUCUUUUGUUUGUAUGUUUUAUAGGUUUGUUAAGCUGUUUUGGAAAUAUUUACCUUAGGUCUCUAACUUCUUGCUACACAUUAUGAUGUAACUUCUGUCAUUCUAAAAUGUCAGAAAAAACAGCCUCUAGUUACAGAAGUCAGUAGUUCAGAGAAAAUAUGAGUUUUCCAUCAGAAAAACUUAACAACUUUCUUUUUUCAUCGUUUACAGACUGGUCCAGGCCGGAGGUCUUUGUUGGGUGACCCACACUCCUUCACAGGGGCCAUGGUAAAGUACAUUUACUUCACACAUUGAUAGCAGCUUCUCUGUGGCCUGUGCGUGGGCUGAUGAAUCAGAAUCUUCCAUUGAUUCUCUUUUAAUCAGCUCUGUUUACCAGAGAGCAGACACUUCAAUGUCAGCUUUAGCCGUGUCGAAGGUCUUCAGAGGCUGUCGUAUAAGCAGGGCAGCUUUCAGUUUUCAUUAAAAGCUACCCUGCAGACAGAAGCCCCAGCAGAGCUUAUUGCAGAAUUUUCCUUCAGAUUGCUACACCAGACCCACCGGUUUGGAUGCAUUGCUUGUCGAAUGGUUUGUGUUUGCAUGAGUUUUCGUGAACUUGGCAUGCUGCCGUAUACCCGCUGCCCCCACGGUUGGCCUCAGCACUCUGGUCCUCUGGCCAUUACACUUGUGCGUAUAUCAGCUGUACCAGCACUUGGAAAGCAAUCAACAGGCUGCACGGUUGCUGUCUGGCAUCUCUUCGACCACCUUUAUCAUUCUUUGAACACCAUCCAGAGUAAACUCUGUUCUUGACCAAACACAGCCCAUAGAUCCUCCUCCAUCUCUGCGAGUACAAGGCCAGAAUUUUUUAUCCAGUCGUUUGCCCUUGAGGAAAAAUCUCUGACUCUGCUUGAACAUUCUCCGACAGAGAUAUGUCCAUAUCAUAUAAUAUAAACUAAGACAUUUUUUAAUCAACUAAGCAGACCGACUUUUGGUGAAAACUCUGUCAUUAAAGGUCCUGUUAAGAACUUUUGUUUGCGUCAAAUUUGGUGCCCCCUGUGGACAAAGCAGUCUUAACUUAUUUUUGUGUUAUUUAUAAAAACAAAUCUCAUCCUGCUGACUUUUGAUGGUCAAAUGUCGUAUUUUUAAUGAAUGUUUUAAUGGAAAUCAUAAAAACAUGUCUGUUUCUUCAGCGGCAAGACUUGGACCGACCCCCCUCAAACUGAUUUCAGACACAAAAAUAAGGAUAUAAAGAUCUUAAGUCUUGCUGCUGAUGAUCUUGUUAUAUCUAUAAAGGGAUCAGGAUUCAUUUCAGUCUAUUUCAUACAUGUCAAAAACUCCUCACAGGAGCUUUUGCAUAAAGAAUAUAUGAUUUUUUAUCAUUUUCUUAAAGGGUCUUAUGUCGAAAUAUGAAAGUAUGUUUGUAACACUGACUGUCAUCUGUUACACCACAGCUUGUUUUGACAAUGGCUGAUUAUAGUAAAUCAGGCUGGGAUGUUUAUUACAGUGUGGGUGGAGAAGGAGAAGACAGCCACACAAAGCAGGUUGUUAGUAAUCUGAAAUCCAAUUCCUAAUGCCAGGAAACCGAGGCAAAUCGAAGUGAUGGAGUCACAUUUCUGUCUUUGCCUCAAAGAUGAAGUCUUUUAGCUUCCCAAACUACUAUAAAGCAGCGUAAUGGUUGGCUGGGUAUUUACGUGAGAGUGUGCUCGAAUGUGAUAAGGUUGUGGUUGGUAAAACUUGAUACGCUUCAGUGCCAUUUAUCGUCUUUUUCUCUCUGUAGGAGGAGGAGGGGCAGCAGCAGAGCGGUAUCCAGGCCAAUCACUUCUUCCCCAAGAAGUCUCCCGUCUUGGAGGAGGAGAACAUGCAGGUGAGGAGGCCGCUGCUUCAUCCUUGUAUACUGAGUGUUGAUUGUUUAUGUGUAGGCGUGUCUCUUCUUGUAACACACUAUGACACAAUUGCUUUUAAGUCACAUCACUUUGAGCUUUAUCAGCUACAGAAGCUGAAGUGUUUCUGACAUCUGACAUGAAUUACUUUGAUCGUGAAUGCCCCGUUUACCUAGCUAGCUCAAGGUGAGAAUGAUAAGCUGUUACUUACCUGUCAUGUACUCUAUGAUUUUUUUAAAGUCCUGGGGAAAUAAGCUCAGAGUGUACGAGUAAAUCAUAUAUGACACACCAGUGAAGCUCAUAAUUUAUGAGUUCCCUCUAUAUGGUCCAACUUUCAGGUGCUCACUCUGAGUGAAUUAAAUCUGAUGGAGCUUUGAUAACUGUCAAUAAAUUUUCCUUUUAUGACACCCACACAGGGAAGAAAGAGUCAGAUGAUAUGACUUCAACACUUAUUAUACAACUAUCACCUUUCUGAUAUGACCACACAUGAAUAUAUAAAUAAAAAAUCUUUAAAGGAAAUACAUUCAUGUCUUUCUUUGUUUUGUUCUCAGUUACACAGUCGUUUGUGAAAGCUAAUCAGAGUUGGCAUGUUUCCUCAUUACUGGCGAUGGUUGCGGCUCUCUCAGUUUGUUUAAAAAUGUCUCAUCUCCUGCGGUUGCUAGGUGCCCUUUCCUGAGCUGCAUGGGGAGUUUACAGAGUAUGUGGGGAGGGCAGAGGAUGCGAUCAUUGCGACGUCCAACUACCGUCUGCACAUCAAGUUCAAGGAAUCUGUUGUCAAUGUAAGUAUAUCUGAAAAGUGACACAUUAGCUGAAAGUUCAGCCACUCUAAAAGAAAUGAGGGAAGAAUGAACCCUGUUCUCUCUAACAGAGACUGUGAAUGUGAAAGACUAGUGUUUUGUGAAUGGACAGAGCUGGGCCCAGUGUGUCAGCAGCACUGUGGUGACCCGGCCAUUCAGAGCUGAUUUACACAAGCAGCAGUGCUGCAUGACUUCUCCUCUUUCUAGUCCAGCCUGCCUGCUCUGCUUUCUCACUGCACCUGCUGUUGCCUUGGUUGCAGAGGUCCCUGCCUCUCCUUCUCAAUUCACAAUGUUACUGUAGAGAGACGAGCUUCUUUCACUCAACAGUGGUUUUGGAAAUGUUCUCAUUUAUUUUUAAGUGUAUCUUUCUUUUCAGAUUCUCUUUCAUGUUGUAUUUUUGAGUGAAAAAGUUGCUCCUCAUGAUUUUACCUUCAUCUAAAUGACCAAAAGAGAAACACAUGUUUUGUUCAGAUCCUCAAACUUCUCUGUUGUUGACGUGCAAAAGCAGAAGUUGAACAAUAACAACACAAGACCGAGCUGUUUGUCAAUCCCCGACCUGCUGAUUGUAUUUUUCUAGAACUGAAAUUCAUAACCACAAAUUACAAUGUGAAAAUCAGUCUAAUUUAAUCGCUCUGCAAUGCAUCAAUCCUUUUUUUGUCCGGCCCUCACUGGUCAUAUGUUAACUUGUGACUUUGUUUUGCCGAGGUAAAUUAUCAGAUGUUCUCAGAGUCUGAGAAAGUGCAAGAGCGUAUCCUGUGUAUAUUUGGUCAAGGCUGAUUUUGUGGUUUCGGGUCACUUUGAAACAGGUUGUAGAGUCAACAGCUUGCCACACUUUUUCUCCCGCAUGGCUCUGAUGCACCCAAAACACAAAAUUGUGCAACGCUGAAUUUGCAAGUGUUUGGGACGGCUCCGCAUGUGGUAGCGUUCUCGUUUCAGAGAAAACGUCGAUAAGCCUUCAGCUCCUGGUGCAGAUUCUGGUUCCCUGUGCUCACUUUAGACCGAGCCAACAUUCUCCUCACAGAUAUUUGGAGUCGAUGAGGCAUUUGCAUCACAUGGCUUCACUGUCAAAGCUCGCAAAUCAGGGGUGGGAUGUGCUGCAAGGGAGUGAUAGUCUUUAACAAACAUCCCAGGAAUUUCAAUGGUGGCAAGAUAGGGGAUGUAGAUUAGAGGGCAGGAAUUAAGUUGAAGCAGCAGGAUGCCUGAACAUCCGGAAUGUGCUGGGGUUGCUGUCUCUCAUCGACAGAGAAAGUCCAAAAUCGACAUGCAUCACUUUUACACAUUUUCUCUCUGUUUCUCUCUGGAUAGGGUUGUUGUUGUGAGGUGUCAGUAAGUACCUGGCAGAGCUGCAUGGCGUGGAGUAGUGCCUGUCUGAACUGACUGUUGCUUUGAGGUCUUGAAUCCUGCUUGUUCAUUCUGUUAAAUAACACGCAACGGGAGAAAGUAGUGGUGAAUUAAACCGUGUGCUGUACAAACCUAUUUACAAAAAGCAUCCAAACUGCCGGACCUUGAAUGUAGCUCAUAAUAAAGCAGCAAAAUUCUUAAUCAGGGACUAACCCUCUACUGUACUGGGAGCUUUGCUUUGCAUCGAUUUGCAGCCGUUCUUGCAUGACUUUGGUCUGAGUGUGAGCUGCUGCACACUUUGGAUGAAAGCCCACCGCACUACAGACAUUGCUUUCAGCUAAUUAACAGAGCUCGGUCAAAAGCUCUAGUUCUUUUCCCUACAGUUUUGGAUGUGUGCUCUUAUGUCAUAAUAAGCACAUGACAUUUCCGUACUUUGGAUGUUGUUUGCUUAUAAAAGAUAAAACUGUAGACAGGCACUAAGCAGGAAAUCCAGAAACAAGCCAGUAUCAAGUUUUUCUUGUUCUUCUAUUUUAACUCGGAUUAAGAAGGUCAUGUUUAUUACAAAAAGAAGCUCAGGGCAGGACACUUAUUGUGGUGGUGGGGUGUUGGUGUUGACAUUCAGGGCUUCAUGAAAAUAUUUCAAGUAGUGCAUGAACACAAUACAUCGAAUAAAACCUGUUUCCACCACAUAAGUUUACUCAAAAUCAGGGCUGUCAGCAUGAAUGCUCUAAUCCUGAUGCAGGUUUCUGUGGGUCUCCCUCAGAGGAAUUUUCAUGCACUAAUUUGUGACUUUUAUUCCUCUUUUCAUGAUUAUGAUUUUACCUUUUUUGGUGUCAAUCCUAAACCUCUAUUAUCAUCAUCAUUAAUACAUUUACUUAUUUGAAUAAACUCAUAAACAUGUUGGCUUAAGAAGUUUCUGUUUUUCAGCACAAUCCUAGCGAUGGCAGCUUCUGUGAAAGAGCAGCAUAUGUGAAGUUUGUUUGCUGUCAAAGUGUCGUUCAGAAUUUGAUCAUUUCCAUCGUUUUCUGUAGUUUUACAGGUUUUUUUAGUGAUCUCAACUUUUGAUGUGCAGCAAGCUUAAUUUUGGUUAAUAAACAGGUCAGGACUGAAAGAGAAAGGUAGAAAGAGACAUGCCGUGUAGUAUGCAGGUUAACAGUUGUCACUGUCCUGUUUCCGAUUAAGCUGUAAAAAAAAAACCUGAUUAUUUUAUAACUACAUUUGAGGCGUGAAUCCUGCUGACAUCUGUUCUUUUGACCGUCUGUGUCAGAAGAAGUCAUCUUUGAGAUAGUUUCACUCGUGGGUCCACGAUCGGAGGCCUCAGGGAGCUUGUUAUGAAGGACACAGAGCAACAAGAAAGUGCAAAGUAACACAGCACAAGAUGAUUAAAACAACUGCAUUAGGAUGUUAGGAGAGAUUGCAUUGAAGUCCUGUAUUUAGAGACAAAACAGGAGAUGUCUCUAAUUAGAGGAUACCUGCACUUGUAUUCAGGGUACAGGGUCAUAAUACACCUGGACGGCCCGUCAAGUAUGGUCUUAAUGUGGGAAACAAUGCUCAGGGACGUGUGUGAAAAAAUAAUGAGAGUGCACAGACAUAAGUGAUCUCUUUGUUUCCUAUCUUGGUGCUUAAUGGUUAAUCAGUUUAUUCAGAUGUUUUUUUUUAAUGUCAAAAUUUCUGUAUUUAGAUUCUUUUUUUUACCGUGAAAGGAUUUUCUGUAGAGCUGAAACAAGUAAAAAGACAAGAUACCCUUCCCAUCUUACCUCAACAGGAACAUUAGCAUUGUUGCAGCAGUACAGGCACAAAAAUAAUUGGUCAAAUUACUGCUGAUGGGAGCCAGAACAUCAUUAUGACAUCUGGGCUCUCCAGGCUGGCUGUAUGGUUGGUCAUGACUCUUUGGCCUUUAAACACGGCUGAAAAUCCGCACCAUGUGCACAGUUUCCACAUUUUAAUUCAGAAUGUGUUAAUCGAGAUUAAUGCAUGAUUUGUGGUCGACCACAGUACUUGCACUGAUACACGCACACAUAUUUGGCUGGUACUUUUCAGUCUUUGUUUUGAUGCAGUUUAUAGAUUUCCAUCAAAGCUCGACAGACCGUAGAGGUAACGUUUGUUCUCUCUUCCACAGGUUCCUCUUCAGCUCAUUGAAUGUGCAGAGUGUCGGGAUAUGUUCCAGCUACAUGUGACCUGUAAGGAUUGCAAAGUCAUCAGGUAAGACAGAUUAUACACUCCUCUUUGUCAAAGGUUAAGAAAUAAUAAACUCUUUUGUAUCCUGUUACAUCCAUCUGCUGGAUGACAAGCUGGAUAACUCCUCGGUUAGGAAGUAUGUGCUGUCUCAGGGUCUUAAUAAUAAGAAUUUGUAAAUUCCUCGGCUCUUUUUUCUCCCCAGGUGUCAGUUCUCCACUUUUGAACAGUGUCAGGAAUGGCUGAAACGUCUAAACGCAGUCGUGCGCCCUCCCUCUCGUCUGGAAGAUCUCUUCUCCUUUGCAUUCCAUGCCUGGUGCAUGGAGGUGUACGCUGGCGAGAAGGAGCAGCACGGGGAGUUGUGCAGACCAGGUGACCCACUAUCUCCUACAUGUGUGAACAUGAUUCCUGCAGAAUAUUCACUCAACCCUGAGCUUAUCUGUCAUCUUUACUCUGACUGUAGGGGAGCACGUGACCUCCUGGUUCAAGAAUGAGGUGGAGAGGAUGGGCUUUGACACUCAAAACGCCUGGAGGAUAUCUGACAUCAACAGCAAAUUCAGGUAGGAUUGUUUCCAUUCAGGUUUUUGCUGCUGUGCCCUUUUCUGUGACAAGAAACUGGAUCUCUUCUUGGUGUUCAACACAAGUUUGUGCUCGUGUUAGCCUAUGGUUUGUUGUGUUAUUGUACCUCACUGUUAUUGCCCCUCAGGCAGUGAGGAACCUAAGCUCAGGAUAAGAUGUCUGUAGAUGAGGACUUGAAUUUAGCCAUACAGCUAACUGGAAUCCCCGUCUGUGUUUUCUUCUUGUUUAAUCUUUGCCCUCUCUGUCACCUUCUUUGCCAGGCUUUGUCCCAGCUAUCCUCAGCAGCUCCUGGUGCCAGCCUGGAUCACUGACAAGGAGCUGGAAAACGUGGCAGCCUUCCGGUCUUGGAAGAGGUUUCCUGCUGUAGUGUACAGGUAGGUGUGUUUGUUUUGAGGCACUGAAUCAAACCUGUUUACUACCACACAGCAGUGAAGAGCUUCUUAUGAACCAAGUGAUAAUGUUGGUUAAAGGUAUCAAACCAUCUUUAAUUAAUCAUCUAUAUAUUAUCUAUAUCUUAUAGGCAUAUCAUCUAUAUAAACAAACUAUUACGGGGCUGAAAUGAUAAGUCAAAUUAAUGAUUAGUUGAUAGAUGAUUUUAAUAAUCUGGGUAAUGUUAGUUUGAACUAUGAAAAAAAGUUACAACAAACAUUACUUCUCUGCAGAUGGAAAAUUUGAAUGUGUUUGAGUGUAAGAAAACUGCUGUGGCUUUGGAAAUGACCCUUUUUUUAAUUAAAAUAAACUGAAAUUUUACAUGCAAAAUGUUUAAUGCAGUUAUAAAAAGGAUAGAUUAAUUGAUGAUUGAAUAAAUUGCUGUUUGAAGUCCAGUUGAUUAAAAAAAAAAGUGCUGAACGACAACAAAACGUACUGUUUUCUGUAAGAGAGGGAGGGACAGAUAAUCCUGAAUUUUAUCCAGGACACAUACCAAAUUAAAAACCCGAGACAGUGGACUGCCUUUGUUGUGAUGUUCUAUCUAAUGUGACUCCUAUAGGCACCAGAUCACUGGAGCUGUAAUCGCCCGCUGCGGCCAGCCAGAAGUCAGCUGGUGGGGCUGGAGAAAUGCUGAUGACGAGCACCUGGUCCAAUCCAUUGCCAAGGCCUGUGCUGUAGACAGCAGCUCCCGUAAGCACCUUUCCAACGGCGGCUACGGGAACGGCUCUGAUCUGCCUGACACAGACUUCGGUAAGAGUUCACGCUAAGUAUCAUUUGCUCGCUGACAUACCGCGCACUACACCUACUCAUGAACACACAGGUGAAUACACACCCACAACCACAGACUGACAGACUUCUUCAUGCAGAGCACUUAUCUGCAGGAGUAGCAGACACUGUUGUGCAAUCUGAUCUGUUAGGGCUUGUUUGAAACAGCAGCCUCACAGGAAGAUAUGGAUCACAGGAGCUGUUUUUUUUUCUUUGAAAAGGCAGAUUAUUUUGAGUUUGUGAUCAUCUUUACAAACACCUGCCUGAGUUUUCUUCUUCUUCUGUUGUCUUUAUUAGAAUCCUCCAUGACCAACAGCUCAGAGGUGGAGACGUUGGCCAUCCAGCCCCAUAAGUUACUGAUCUUGGAUGCUAGGUCCUACGCUGCUGCUGUAGCUAACAGGGCCAAAGGGGGAGGCUGCGAAUGCCCAGGUGGGUCUUCUCGUAAACUGCACCUGUGGUUGUCAUGCUGGCCAAAAUGAAAACCAGAAACAUGUUUCAUUUUGUGUUUUUGACCACCAUUUUUCCUCCUGUUCCUUCCUCCUCUAGAGUAUUAUCCCAACUGCGAGGUGGUGUUCAUGGGCAUGGCCAACAUCCACUCCAUCCGCAAGAGUUUCCAAUCUCUGCGGUUCCUCUGCACUCAGAUGCCUGAUCCAGCCAAGUAAGCAGUAUCUCUUUUUUUCCCCCCUCUGUUGUAACUCUUUUUAGACAGUCAGCUUUAAAGCUUUGCUGUAGUUUCUGUAGGUAACAAGUAAUCACAGCUCUGGUUUGAUCUUGGCCUGAAUGCAGUGCCAGCGCCUUUUUGAUCCUUUGGAUGCUCUGGCUGUGGAAACUAACUCAAAAAUUACUUUGUGAAAACUCAGUCACAGACUUAAUCUUGUGCUGGUAUGCGUGCAAAAUUAGUCGAAGUUGCAAAACUUUCAGCUAAGAACAAAGUGAAAAAAAAAUCAAAGAGUGUGAACCAACACGUGGUUGAGAUCCUGUGGGCUGAGGGCGGUAAAUCUAGCAUGGAGACCAGGGUUGAGCUGUCCUCACUACAGAUUGAACUAGGGCUGGGCGAUAUGGCCUCAAAUCAAUAUCAUGAUAUAUUGAUCAGUUCACCUCAAUAACGAUAAAUGGACGAUAACUACCACACAAUCUGCUCACCCCCUCCCGAGUUAACUUUGUCUACUUCAGCGAAUACAACUUUUGAACCGUCCUCCAUCUCCUCACUUGUCUUUCCCUCUUUGUUACUGGAUGGGGGUGGAGUCACGCCUCUGACGUAGGACAGCAUCUUAAAGGGACAUGAGACUAUAGCCUACCUACACACAUCCAAAAUCUACUUUUACACUGAAUAUAUGGAUAUGGGCAAAAUGACGUUGGUUAAUGUCGUAAAUUUCGGUAUCUGUAAAUUUUGGUUUAUCGCCCAGCCCUAGAUUGCACUGAGAAUGUCCUUAAAGGUUGUCAGGAGUUCAAAACAAGGAAUAAGGUUUUAUAAAACAUCCUCCUUCAUCUUGAUCCCAUCUUAACACAUUCAUUCAGAUCACAUAGUUACCCCUGUAGAGCUUCCUGUCUUUGGGCAACCUUUGCCUCUGCUGCUAAAAGCUCUACAGUUUUUAGAAACAAUGUUUUAGUCUGUGUUUGUCCCGAGAGCAUGAUUGUUGACAAACCUGUAAAAUUUGAAAGUAAAAAUUGAGUCACAAGCUUUCCUGUCAGACAAGGACGCUCCGGGUUUCUCAAUACAUAGGAUUAGCGCAGUCUUUGAAAAGACAACAACAACCCAGAUAAGACAAAGUAGGUAAACAUUCACUCAUAAUUGAAGUAGGUCAUGGUUUAAAGUGUCACAUAAUCUUUGUCCAAAUAAGCUAAAUCAUUCGCUAAGUCUAACAGAACAACACUUUUUUGCCAAUAAUCACACCGACUGCUAAAUACUCGGGGCCAGACAUGGAUUCAGUUUGAUUCAGAGUUGUCUCAGGAUUCAGGGUCAGAGUUCAUCCAGGACUGGGGAAAGAGUGUAAAACAAACAUAACAGGGUCUGUUUUUAUCUUCUUUUGACGUGAAGAUGCUGGAUGAAGAUCUGUAAAGGUGUGGGACAGAGUCUUCAGGAUUUGGUUUAUUUUUGCCUCAAAGUUUGUCAUCUGAAUACUUUCUUAACCCUUAAUUCUUCACAGCAGACAAAUCGUGACAGAUGUCAGCUUGUUGGGUCAGGUUCUGCCAUGUUCUGAAGUUUUACCAGGAUGUCCUCACUUUCCCCUCUCAUCCUCUUCUCCAGUUCACUCAAACAUACAUGUUCAUACCCAAAUAAAUGUAUUUCUCAUCGUUGUGAAAGGGCUGAAGAUGAAACUUGUUUUCCUUUUAAACACACGCGCUGCUAUCUUUUAGUGGUUAAGGCUACAUGAGGUCCUCUUAUCUGUGUGUGUUUGCAGCUGGCUCUCUGCGCUGGAGAGCACCAAGUGGCUGCAGCAUCUUUCCCUGCUGCUGAAGGCGGCGCUGCUGGUGGUCAACGCCGUGGACCGAGACCACAGGCCUGUCCUGGUGCACUGUUCUGAUGGGUGGGACCGCACACCUCAGAUAGUUGCUUUAUCCAAGCUGCUGUUGGACCCUUACUACCGCACUAUUGAGGUACAGACACAGAGUCUCUGCUCUCUCUCUCUCUCUUACUGGCAUCUGUUGACUCUUUUUCUUGACCGUGUCUCUGUCUUCUCGCAGGGCUUCCAGGUUUUGGUGGAGACAGAGUGGCUGGACUUUGGCCAUAAAUUUGCAGAUCGAUGCGGUCACGGAGAAAACUCGGAAGACCUGAAUGAACGCUGCCCUGUCUUCCUGCAGUGGCUAGACUGUGUUCACCAGCUGCAGAGGCAGUUCCCAUGCUCCUUUGAGUUUAAUGAGGCCUUCCUGGUGUGUACGAGUUUAUAGAGAAAGUUACCCUGGUGGUCCUUGGAGCUUCACGUGCUUCUUAUCUUACCUGUCCUGUGGAUACGAAUCUUUGCAUGUUUGUUUGUUUUUUUGUGUGUAUACAGGUGAAACUUGUGCAGCACACCUACUCCUGUCUAUUCGGCACCUUCCUGUGUAACAGCGGCAAAGAGAGGGAGGACCGCCAUGUUCAAGAGAGGACAUGCUCCGUCUGGUCACUGCUGAGACCAGCCAACCGCACCCUGAAGAACAUGCUGUACUCCUCACACUCUGAAACCGUACGUCCUCCAUCUCCUCUGUUACGUCUAGACUUCUCAGGAAGAAGCGAUCAGUCCAGUUUGUUAUUUUAUCAUGCUUCUGAAAAAGUCUUAAAGACACCACCCUUUCGAGAAAUGCAUUCAGUGGUUUAUGUUGAUUCACAUUUCUGUGUGUGGGUUUCAUAGCUGUAAAUAUUGUUUAUGUACCAUGACUGGGAAACCAUACUGAAACAGCUCUUAAACUUUUCAAUGUUCUUGUCAAUCUUACACAAAUAACCCCCAUAAAAAAAACACCAAAGCAGCUGUUAAAUCUUAUUUUUCCUGCGUUAUUGAUGCCCUCCAAAUGUCUGGUUACAUUCUUAGUGAAGUCGCUGCUGUUGUGGUUCGCAGGUUCUCCACCCGGUGUGUCACGUACGCAACCUGAUGCUGUGGACGGCGGUCUAUCUGCCCAACUCCUCUCCGACCACCCCUUCCGAUGACUCCUGCGCCCCCUACCCUGCGCCCGGAUGCAACCCCGAGGACACGCCCCUGGCCAGGUGAGCCUGGCUUGCUGGAACCCGACCCCCUUCUCUUCUACACUCAUGUAAGAUCGAGGACUCCCACAGUCCUGAGGAGCUUGACUUUUGACCGCCGCUGCUUAAGACUCUCUGCUCCGCUCAGGCCCUCAGAGCCGCAGAUUCUGCUUUGUGUUCUGCUUACUUUGUGUCUCGUGACACAACAGCAACAGGAUGUUUCAUCUUCGUGUUGACACAGUUUGUGACAGCGAGCUCUAACUUAGUGUGAGCUGCAUUUUCCCUGCGUUGUCGAAGUUGACCGUAUUAAAACUGUAUCUCAAUGUGCGGCUACAAGUGGAUCACCGGAGUUCGAACAUGAAGAGCCGUUGUUAUGUAACCAAGUCUGUUUCAAAAGCAUAACUCUGCUCUUUCUCUCUCUCUUUAGAUGUACAAAGACUCGUUCCUUCGAUAACUUGCCAAGUGCAUGUGAGCUGGGGAGCUCCCUAGCUCCCAACCGCCGCUCCAGUGACCCGAGCCUAAAUGAGAAAUGGCAGGACCACCGGCGAUCUCUGGAGCUCAACAUGGCAGUGGGGCCUGAGGGAGGGGGCAGCCAAGAUCAAGAAGUGCUGCCCAACGGAGUGGGGCCUUGCUUAGAGGGAGGGGACUCCGAGCUGGACGAGAGCCCUCAGCCCAGAGUCACACACGCUGAGCUCGGACACGGAGCCUCUGGAGGCCCAGCAGAGGCAGUAGAGGAAGCAGAGGAGGCCGAGCUCUCUGUGGUGGUAGGUGUGGCAGAGGGCCAGAUGGAGAACAUCCUCCAGGAAGCCACGAAGGAGGAUGCAGGCGCAGAUGUUCAGGCCGAGGAAGGUACUGUCGCCACGUAUGAUAUAAACACUUCUGAGACAGAGAUGGGUAAGGAGGCUCAAGCCGAGGAGGAGGAGGAUGUGUGUGCUAAGGUCAAUGACUCUGAGACUGAGACAGGAGCAUUUGCAAAUGGUCACCAUCCAGAAAAUGGUGUAAUGGAGGGUGAGGAGAACAUGUCUCCCCCUCCUCCUCCUCCUCCUGCCCAGGAAGCAGAGGAGCUGGAUCAGAAAGCUGCCGAGGUCACUCGGGCAGCAGGUGAUCCAGUCGAGGAGGAGAAAGAGGACUCUUCUGUACAAGAGGAGCUUUCACAUGGACCCAGUGAGUCCUGCUCAGGUGAGCCAGUCACUCAUAGAACUAUAACUAAUGGCUAUUUGGAGGGGUCACCUGAGGAGCAAGGCGUGGAUGAGGAGCCCUGCUCUCACUCUGAAUCUGUCAGUGUUAACUUGGGGCAGGUUGAGCAGGUAGAUAAGAGGGCCUCCCUCAUGGAAAGCUCCACAGAGACUCUAACUGAGGAGGCCUGCAGCAAGUUGGAGCCGCCAGCACAUUCCCCUGUUUGCCCAAGUCAUCAGCCCUGCAGUGAAGGCAAGAGUCACCCCCCCUGCUCCAGGAAGGAGAGAGGAGUGGAGACAGCGGAGCAUGGCUUUUUCAGAACUUUAAACGGGGGCAGCAAGCGUCCCUCUGUCAGUGCCUUUCAGUCUUUCAGUGGUGACCUCAGUAGGGACGGGCUUUGCAAUGGCGACAACUCAGAGGGGGAACCCUGCACAGGACCUCACUGGGCCAAAGGAAACGGGGAGAGGGCCCCUCUGAGCCGCCAGGUGUCCUUGGCGAGCUGCAACUCCCUGAUCCUCCACCCCAGAGGCAGCUGCUCACAGCACCGCUGGUGCCACGCCCUGUUAGGCCGGGCAGCAAUUAGCCCGGAGCAGCCGUCCCGCAGCCACCUGGACGAUGACGGGCUAACGCUCCACACAGACGCCAUCCAGCAGAGACUGAGGCAGAUCGAGGCGGGACAUCAGAUGGAGGUGGAGACGCUGAAGAAACAGGUGCAGGAGCUGUGGAGUCGGCUGGAGAAUCAGCAGCAUGCUGGGUCCCACAGGAUCAACGGAGACAUGGGAGAUGAAGUGGUAAGACCUGUAAACUCUGAAAUUAGACUGUCCAGUAUCUGUGUUAGCUGUGACUGUAGCUCAUACCACUUCCUCUUCUUGGUUUAAGUGUAUCUGGUCCUUUUUUCUGUGUCUCCCUUCGUGCAGACCUCAAUUACAGACUCCGAGUACAACCUGGACCCCAACUGUUUAUCACGCUGUAGCACAGAGUUCUUCUCUGAGGCCAGCUGGGAGCAGGUGGACAAACAGGACACUGAGGUGAGCAGCUAGAUUGAGGUAUAAGUAACACCUUUAAGGUAACGGUUGUGUCUAUUUAAAGAGUCCAGAAAUGGCAAAGAAAUACCGUCAGAUGGUUGGUGGGCUGCCCUGAAGACGAGAGCUGGGAAAUGAGAUCAGUCUGUGCUUCACAGGUGACGCGUUGGUACCCGGACCAUUUGGCAGCCCAGUGUUACGGCUGUGAGAGCAGGUUCUGGCUUGCCACCAGGAAGCAUCACUGCAGGUAAGAACUGAGAGAUUUCUGUCUGCAGGAGGGGAUAUUUCCUCUGUUUAGGUGUCCUGAUAAAUCCUCUGAAGCAUCACUUGCGUUUCAUGCAUUAGUUUGGUUAAAAUAUCCCUUUAACUCUGACACCACAACGACCUCUGCUCCUGUAGAUAUUCUGUUUAGCUAGAAGGCUAGCCCUGAAGAGAGAGAGAGAGAGAGAGCAGCAGUGGUCGAGUGACCUAUGAGUGAGUGAUGCUCAUAAAGGAGACAGUGACUAAGAAACUAGAACCGUGUUAUUUUGUGCUUCGUACAGAGUUCAGAAAUACGUCCUGGUCUUUGCACAAACGUGUGAGAGAAAGAUUGACUUUGUUUGUAUGCAGCUGCUCCUUAUUUGUCCCUGUUUGUAAGUAAGUGUGUGUGUUUCUCCAUCACUCUCUGUUUCGCCCAUAGCUCUUACACAACAAUGACAUAGACAAACAGUUUGAAUUAAAGGGUCAGGAAAUAACCGUGUUUUGUGGAGGCCUUUUGGCGUCUCGUCGUGAGAUAGAAAAGUUACAUUCGCACCUGUUUCAGAGUUACAGACAGCAGAGAGGAGAGUUAUCUGAUGGCUGUUUUUUCUCUUGGUUUCGUUCUUUUAACUGAGUGAGAGAUCAGCAGAGAAAUGCCCCAAACAUGGACACAUAAUAAUGACCCGAAUCCAAAAAUAUAACCCAGAGAGCAUCGUCCCUAAAAACAUCACCAAGACUGUGCAGAGAUGCAUAAAUGUCCACAGCAUGUAUAGCUCACACAUAGAUAGGCGUUAUUAAUGCUUAACAACAUUGACCAGAUUUGGAGAAAUAGUCCUUUUUGCAGGACAGACCUUGCAGAUUUCAGUAAAGCGAUGCCAAAACCACAUUCUGCACGUCUUACAAUAGCGCGUCUAGACAGUCUGAACUUGUCACUCAUUAAAAACAUUAAAUCAUGACAGAGGGAAACCCAAAGAUAACCAACAAGAUAUUUUAUUUUCAGUGUUUGAAAUGUUCUCUUUGCACUUGAAGUAUGUGGUUUGAAUGAGUAACAAACCAUCAUAAUCUGUUUGUGUCAACAUUUUACAAAGCUCAACUUGUAUUUUGGGAAUAAUGUGAUUACAUAUGAUGAUAGAAACCAUCACACUCCCUGUCUCCUCUAUUUAAGAAACAGAAACAGUUGCAUUUCUGACUGUUAAGUUUGUAGCUUUUGCCCAAACCAAAACAUGCGGGUAAAUAAAGACUGUGACGAUAAAUAAUCACAUUAACAGUCAGAUUUGAAGAGGUAAACAUCAAACGCAGGAUUUAGUCUGUAGCUAAUUCAGAUUUUUAUCUCCUUGCAAAAACACAAAUCUUUAGCAGAAAGCAUGUCAAGUGCUCAGAAGGUAUUCAUCCAUUGUCUGCCCCUCUCCUCUACAGUGGCAGGGAGCCUGUCCAGGAGGUCUGGUGAGAUCUGGCUCCUCUGUCCCCCCCACCUCCACUACCCCACCCUUCACUGUCCAUCCUUUAACCUGUCAAUGCUGCACCUUUCUUUUAACCCUUCCCCCAUCCAACCCUGCUCUUCCCCUCCUCGCGGAGUGCCUCCAUUCUGUUGUGGUUGUCAGUAAACUCUGAAGGGAAAUUUUCCUUUUUUUAUUGAUUCUUUUAUUUUUUAUUUAAGUGUGGCUAUGUAGAAGUUGAUGGCUGUAGCAGAUGCUGGUAACAGUGGGAGAGUAGGGAUCGGUCAAGGGCUGUUACUUUGUUUUUGUUCAUUUGUCAAAUUGAAAAGAAAAAAUCUAAAAGGAAAAAAAAACACUCCUUGAAAUGUCCCCUCCUCCUCCUCCUCCUACCACAGUGCCUCAUCCACGCCCUGCCCUCCCACCGCCCUCUUUGCCCAUAUCCUGGCAGCAUGCUGCCCCAAACCAGCCCACUGCAUCUCACCUACCGAAAGCACAGCAUGCUACUCAGAGAUUAGUCAACUCUGUUGUGUGAAAGAGUUUUCACUUAAGGUCAGCUCUGUAUGUAAUCUGAGCAUGGGUAUCCAGAGCCUGUGUUACCUACCUGUCUUCUUGUCUAGCAGUGAUGGGCAGAAUAAUCAAUUGAGCAGCAGUCAGUGACGGUCGGCCGUUCCUAAAGCAGCAUGUGAUCCAACAUCAGGCUCAUUGUCUCAUCAGCUUCCUGCUUUAAAAACGCAAAAAAAACCUCCAACAACUCGACCUUUUGUUGCUAGUUAAAGCCAUCUCAGUACUUCUCACUUGACUUGCAUGGAAUGAGAACGAUAUAGGAUGUGUGGUAACAGUGCUAUAAUAUUAUAAUCUCUAUAUGAAGUGCACACUAACUUGGGCUGGCGUUUAUGUCUUACACUUUUGUCUGUUUGAAGUGUGUUUGUUUUUUUCUGAAACCAAAAUGAAACUCUUUAUUCACUAAUCUGAGGGUGGGUGAUAGCUUCAUCUGAUAUGAGCAUUUUAGUUCGACCUCUAACUAACAUAGAAAUGUCACCAUGUUUCGUGACAAAGAUUUGCUAGUUAAAAUUUUGUUAAAAAAAUGCUGAUUAUGAUUAAUUCAGAUGUUUUGACUCGUCAUGUCUUUAUUAAUGAAAUCACUUGUCAUCUAGUUAAUUUCCAACAUGAUUAAAAGUUCAGUUUAAUGUGUUUUCAGUUUAAUAUCAUGAUUGUCCACAAAUCUUUUCUUGUAUUAAAUACCCACAAGUGAGUCCUGCUGUAGGUCUGGAUGAAUCCUUAAUGAAAAAAAGUUUUUGUAAAGUUCAAUUUUAAUUCUGUUUAUCAUAUUUUAAUACCUUCGGUUUCCUGCUGUUUAAAAAUGUAAACCUUUUUUUUUAAACUGUAUUUUAUUAAGUUUUUACAAAAAAGAAAAACAUACAAAUAACACAGCAGAAAUAGCAAUGAUGUACAAAUGACCUAUACAGCAAAACUAUCAAAAAAUCCAAAGAAGAGAAAAAUAAGUGAAUAAAGAUAAAAAAUAAUUUAAAAAUCAUAAUAAUACAAGUAAAAGAGUAGGAACAGAAAUAAAAAAAAUACAACUGAAAAAGUAGCAGCAGUGGAGACUUGAAGACCUCAAGUUAUAACAACAUCUUCAUCGUCCAAAAAUUCUGUAAAAAGUUUCCAUACUAUAACAAACUGUUUUCUUUUCCCUCUGACAGUUUAUGUAAGUCUUUCCAAUUUGAACUUUUUUUAUGGAAACAUGAAUUUCUGACCCUUCUCAAAGGUUAACCUUUAGUAAUAGUCAAUAGAGAGAUGGACAGACUCAAAUAGUCGAAGCUCAGGACUCACUGAAACUCUGUUGAGAGAGUAGCUCACCUCCUUAACUGCAUACCAUACUCUAAAGGUGAGUACAUAGUGCAGUGACUUGUUGCUGCACGUCACCUCUCUCCUCUUAUCACCUUUUCCUGCUCUUUAAAUCAAAAUCAGGAGAUUUAUCCCAGAAUUAUCUGAGUCUGUCCUUGUUACUCUCUGUGAUAACAACAUCUUUAGGAGAACCUCAAACAAAACUGAAUAAAUAAAAUUUCAAACUUUUGUGCAAAAUAAUCAACAAUCAAACCCAGAAAUCUGAGCGCCUCAUGAAUUUGGAAUAAAACUGUAAACAUUGAGUGUUUGCAAAGUAGAAGCAUGUUGACUGUUGGUUUACGAUCUCUAUCUGAGGGUCCAUUAUCGACAUGCGUGUGUGUCUCCCUGCAGGAAUUGCGGUAACGUGUUCUGCGCUAGCUGUUGCGACCAGAAGAUCCCAGUGCCAAGCCAGCAGCUGUUCGAGCCCAGCCGUGUCUGUAAGACCUGCUACGGCAGUCUCCAGCUGAGCCCGGCUCCCCUGGACCUGGAGCUGGAGAAACCCAUCACUGCGAGCUCCAACUGAGUUUUUCAAGGACUGGAACAGGAGGGGGAGCUGGGCUGAGCCGCCAGCCGCUGACACAGGCGCACUGCUGAAGAAGAAGAAGAAGAGCACAGGAGCUACAUGGAAUGUCCUAUGUACUUAAUGUGUGUGUGGUGUGUGUGUGUGCGUGUGCGUGUGCUGCAGAUGUGGAAUUUAAUGUGUACAUACUGAGGAUGUCUCAGCGGAACAGCUGAACGGUGUGACCGCGUGAUGCAGAGCGCUCUGAACGGUGGGUGUGUAUAGAGGUGAAGUGUGUGAGACAGUGUGAGGAGAAAUCACACGUUCAUCAUGCAAAAGGGUUUUCGGCAAUGACAGGUGUGCGCUGUGAAGCUAAGAGGAGUGAGAAUGGACAUCCUGGUGCCUUGGACCAGGCAGGCAGAGGAGGUUGUCUCACUGUGUCGCUGAAGUCUCUCGGAGGACUUCGGUACAUUGAAUCAUUGCUUGUCUCAUCCACUUCUCUUCAGACUUCUUUGUGUCCACAUCUCUCCCAGCGUGGACUUCAUCGUAUCUCGGAAAGAUUAGGAUUAGUACCAACAGGAAAAUGUCCAGACAGCACACAUCAGACAGCUCCACGAAUAUCUGGCGUCCAGAGAGUAGUCGUAAGGGUCAGUUCACCCAACAUCCCCCAGAUUAGAUGUUUAAAAACAACUCUUUGUCCAAAAAGUAGUUAAAAACCAAGUAAUGAGUAUUAUUUUUAUAGAUUUGAAGUGAUACUGACACCAGAACAGUGGAAUAAAACCUUAAAAUGAUCUAUUUUAGUUAAUUUACUGUAAUUUUGCUUUUUUGUCAUUAAAUUGUUACAGCAGUGAAAAGUAAAAACCCAAAGAGGAACUCAAGGUAACCAGUUUUAUCACACUUCUGUUGAGCUUCUGGCUUUUCAAAAAUGAAACGCUAAUAAUAGGAAAGAAAAUCUGCCACAUCGUGUCCUUAGUUUAGGUUGGAUCCAGUAUUUAAAGCCCCUGUUACGAGUGUUUAACUGGUUUUGAAACAGACUGAAAAUAAUCCUGAUGCGUCUUUAUGAUCUACAGAAGUAAACACCACUUGACUUGUACAGGACAAGAUCAGAGGAGCGAUAUGAUGUUUAUAUUUGCCCACAGGGGAUGUGAAAAGUGACACAAACCAAAAGUCGAGCAACUUGAUUUUUUAACGUCGUUUCUGAGUGAACAAAAACACCUAAAGCAUCUCUCUUUUUAACAUCAAGUGGUCCUAUUAUCUAUUUUAUUUGGGUGAACUGACCCUUUAAAUUGCCUGGACUAAAUCUGAACUCAGCAAGUGUGUUUGCCUGAAGUGAUUUUUUUGUGUUUUUGGUGCACAUUAUAAAAUGUUCGGGCACAUCUCAACAAAUUGGAAUAUACUGAAAAAAAUAACAUAUUUUCUGUCGAUUUCAGAAAGUGAUUUGAAGGAGUCGAACCCGAGUGCUGAGUAAAAAUUAAGACGCACACGUUGGGAUUUUAACUCUCUUUUUUAAUUAGUCUUCAGAACAACUUUGAGGUGCUAUAUUUGUGAUUUUUUUUAAGCACCUGAUAAUCAAAAUCAAAACCAGAAAAGACGAGGAAUGCUUCACCUUAACAUCCAGUAAAUAGAGAAAAUCUUAAAGUUUACAUCAGAUAAAAUAAAAUAAAAUAAUUUGCACAAUAUUCCAGUUUGAUGGAGAUGCCCCCUUUGUGUGCAUGAGUCUGUCUUUCUCUUUGUUUUCGCCCCCUCUCUCUCACUCUCUCUGUCAGCUUACAAGUGAGUACAAAAAAAAUCAAUUGCUCGCAGUUUUGUCUGCAUCAGUUCAGAUCUGACAUUGAACAUGUUGAGGUUCACCCCGGAGUGCAAUCACAGAAUGCUGGAUUCUUGAACACUGAGGAUUUUUAGAGAUUUCAACAAAACCGAGGCCGAGGAGGUUUUUUUUCUAUGAAAGUUUCACUCUCGCUCUGCCCGCGGUGAACAGAGAGACGGUGUGUACUUUCAUUUUCAUGGUCAAUAAGCCCUUUGAGGAAGUUUGUGAUGUAUUGAACAUUUUUAACAUGACCCCUGAACAGCUGACGGUCACUGGGCUCUGCUGCGAUCACAGCCUGUUAGUACUGGUCUGCUGGAAGGUUACACUGAUGUGUUGUGGCGUUGUCGGUUUGUGUCAGACAGCAGUUGAGCUGAAGAUUGAUUGUGCCCGACACGGACCAACUGAUUGUGCGAGUGUGAAAUCUCUCCUGUUAGCCACACCUUUAUGCCCUUCACUCUCCACGUUUCCCUUUUGUUGUGUUUACCCAGCAGGCACUGGGAUCUAGACAUUUUGUGGUAUUCUCAGCCCCAGUGGACACCACAAGUGAAGAAAAAAGACCCGGACACUUUCAGACUUCUUCACUCAGCUUUUUCGGACUUGUUUUCUCUGAAGGUGACGGUCGACCUCACUUGUGAUUCCCGCUUCGAUUGGCUGAAACAGUGAGAGCGCUCUCGAACGCCUGCUCUGCACACCCAUUCAGUGACCUCCUCGCACACGUAAACAUGUUUUGUAAAAUAAAUGAAUGAAAUAAUAUAUUCAGAUACCUAUAUAGCAUUUAAGAGAAUUGUAUUGAAUCCUUGAAUAGUGGCUCACUUAAUUAGUCACCAAAAAGUUUUCUUUUUUUUGUUUUUUUUUUUUUACUUUCUUUGUUUUCUUAUGAUGUUAAUUGCAGAAAGAAACAUAUAUUUUGCAACCUGUUUGAAAAGAGCAGGUGUUUUUUAAAUAGAGAGGUAGAGAGGUGUACUGUUUUGAUGCUGCAGUUAUUUUCCCUUUCAAAUGCGAUGAUUACUAAUUUAUUUUAUUCGAGGUUUUGAUGUUUGAAUUGCCGUGUCCUCCAGACAAUUCAAUCGCCGCGGGAUAAUCAGUGUUUGUGUGACGGGAAAUGAGCAAUUGUUCUGAUCUUUGGCUUCACUAUCACUCAUCAUCAGCUGUGAUGCACUGAUUUAAGAACGGUCCAACAGAAGCUGUCAAAAAAAAAAAAAAAAAACCCAAACCGAUCUGACACAUACACCGAACAUCUAUAUUACUCCAUUCAAAUCCAUCUCCAAACAAACACUACCUCUACUGAGCACACACACGCAUGUUAGCGGACACGCACACUCGCACACUGAGCUUGCGGAGUAACUUACUUUUUAAAUCUACACCGUGAAGAACGGCGGUUGUCGUCAUCGGUCUUGAACACGGCAGAGUUAGAUUUCAUCUUUUUGUUGUGACUGCCAGACUUCAAAUCCUCAUCAUCCAGCUCGCCGUGUGAGCUCAGGCCGAGAUAGGCGUAUAACCACCGUCGUUUUGACUAUCAUAAAAAAAAUGCAUAAAUGAAAGUGUGUGAUUUACAACGUGAUGCUAUAAUCAACCUGAAGCUGUGCGUCUGAUCUCGUGUCCCUGACGACCUCUGUUGAACUGAUCGAGGUGUUAAAAAUCAGGUGAUUGAAGUAUGCAGCGGCGCCACAGUUUUAACAGGUCAGAACACGAGGUUUCCAGUCUUGGUUUAGCUCCCUGCCCUCUUUGUGAAAGCGCAGAUCUUUUUAUGUAACAGCUGCGAAUUCCUGCGAACACAAAAUCAGGACUUUGUUGCUGUAAAUUUGAUUCGACAAAAAAAUCUCUCGGACAGGCGUCACGAUAAGAACGGCGUUAACCGCAUCAAAUGUGCAACAGCUUCAUGACUGGCCUGUACUUCAUUAAUGAUUUGCAGUCAGAGUUUUGACCUUAGACUGAAGCCAUAACUGCGUGUUACUCCAGCUCAGUGAUGAUAUGAACUGGUUUAUAUUCUUAGGCCUUAUCCUCUUCACAGAUAUAUUUGUACCUGUACUAAAAGACCGCGUUUCAAACCUGGAGGAGUUUUCAUCUGAGGCUAAAAUUCUGUCACUUUUCCCGCUGAAACACUGACCAGAACUCUCUUUACCAUCCAAAGCAUGCAGGCGACAAAGCUUUUCUUAUAAAUCAAUCCAUUAAUGUGAAUUAUCUAAAAAAAAAAAGAAGAAAGAAAAACAGGCUAUUUUUUGCACAUAACCUAAAGUCGACACUGCCAGAGUGCAUCAGAAUAAGACACAGUGUGCUGUUCAGUAUUGUGGCGAGCGCCAUGGUUGUCGGUUGUCUGUGUGGGAGGGCUGGGUAACAUGGUGAACAGGUCAUCAUUUAACACGUCGCCAGGAUGAUCCCUUGCUUUUGUUUUUGUUGUUUUUUUUCACCCCCUCCCAACAAGUUCUCUCAAUCUGCAUUUGUUGUAUUUCUCUUCACUCACGCUGAUGCGCUAUUAGAGGCGUCACUGCAGCGGCCCAGUAAUCACUUGACGUGUGUGUGUGUGUGCGUGCGCGUGUGUGUGUGAAUGCACCAACCGUUUGUGCGACUGAGUGUGCGUGAAUGCGUCUCUUUUGGUGGAGACUGGUGCCAAGCAGAUUUACUACGGGUCUCUCACAAAAGGGAUCACUCGUGCUUUUUGUUUGAUUUUCCUCUUCUUUCCCUUCUGUUUGAUAAGCACUUUGAACCCUCUAAUGUCUGUCAGAGGAGUGUGUAGCUGUACAUAGCAAUUUCCUGUAACAAUAAGUGCUCCUUGUUCAGUCUGAAUAUUUUGUUUUGUUGGAUUUACUUUAAAGAGCAUUACAUUGUUGUAGAAUUAAAGGAGAAAUAAACUAGAUAAACCCGCUCUUGUUGUUGUUCGUUUUGC